AGCGGAUAUCUGAAAUAAAUUCAGAGAGAGUUGCAGAGGACGAAGAAACCACAACAGUCUUCUCCGAUCGAAAACCAAAAAGAAAGAAAAGCAAAUGGCUUGCAGAACUGCGUUGCGCUCCGCUAUGCUAAUAGAAGCGUGGCGACCCGUUCAUCUAACUCGGAGCUCCGUUUCCGCUUCCUUCCGAACCCGAACCGGAUUCUCCUCUCCGCGGCUGACCCGAGACUUCCACUUCCCCAGACGAACUCUCCUCCAUUCCUCCCACAACGAAAACCAACCCUCUCUCUCCGAAGACGAACAAGGCCCCCCUCAGGAGGCCAUUCUCAAAGCAAUUUCAGAGGUUUCUAGAACUGAAGGAAGAGUUGGGCAGACGACGAAUGUGGUGAUUGGAGGCACGGUGGCGGAUGAUUCCACCACUGAAUGGCUCGACUUGGAUCAGAAGGUAAAUUCGUACCCAACUGUUAGAGGGUUCACGGCGAUUGGAAGCGGAGGGGAUGAUUUUGUGCAAGCUAUGGUUGUUGCUGUUGAAUCCGUGCUUCAACAAUCUGUUCCUGAGGAUCGUGUCAAGCAGAAGUUAUCUUCAGGAGGCAAAUAUGUGUCUGUAAACAUUGGUCCCGUUCAAGUCAUUUCUAGUGAACAGGUCCAAGCUGUAUACAAUGCAAUGAGAAGAGAUGACCGGAUGAAAUACUUUUUGUAGACUGAUGGGUAGUUAUGUACAGAGCACCAAUUUUCCAUGGCCUCUCUUGUCCUGCCAGUCUUCUUUGUGCUCUUUUGGAUUUUGGUGUAUGCGUGAGUUAGAGAUCCGAGUACCAGUGGUUCAAAUUCAAUCCAUCUGCUUGCUCAUGAUGUAUUUAAAUUGAAGUCUAAUGCAGAAGUAGGCAAUAUUGAAUCUGUAUUAUUAACAUCAUAGUCAUUCCUUUAAUAUAUGUUACUGUUCAAUUAAGGCACA
Molecule: messenger RNA, 949 nt
Organism: Fragaria vesca subsp. vesca
Lineage: Eukaryota; Viridiplantae; Streptophyta; Magnoliopsida; Rosales; Rosaceae
Exons: 5
Coding region: 95-697 (200 amino acids)
Source: RefSeq, a predicted model, not a curated record